This is a messenger RNA of Zingiber officinale, 1237 nucleotides long. Its product is annotated as phospholipase A1-Igamma1, chloroplastic-like. NCBI's taxonomy places the organism in Eukaryota, Viridiplantae, Streptophyta, Magnoliopsida, Zingiberales, Zingiberaceae. The transcript has 2 exons. The record is from RefSeq and is a predicted model, not a curated record. Gene Ontology annotation, molecular function: glycerophospholipase activity. Gene Ontology annotation, biological process: lipid metabolic process. Bases 1 to 1161 code for a protein of 386 amino acids.
AUGGCGGCGACCGCACAAGCCAAUCUUCCUCCAUGCUUCCUUAUGCUCGCCGCCUGGCCUCUCAGGCCCAUCCUAAACCAGCCUCUCGUCCAGGUCCGACCCUCGCCGGCACCUACGUCGAGGGCUUCCACGGCACGAUUCCAAAUAUCGGCGGCGAUGAAGGGAGAGUCCAGGUCCUCGAUUAUCGAGAAGGAACAGGGGUUUUAUGAGAAAGCUCCGGUGGUCAACGUCGAUGGGCAACUCAUCGAUCGGUGGCGUGAGAUCCACGGUUCCGGUGACUGGGUCGGCCUGCUCGACCUAGUGGAUCCUCUCCUGCGAUCGGAGCUGAUCUGCUACAGAGAGUUCGUCCAGAACGACUCCUUCUACUACGAUCCCUACUCCCGUUUCUGCGGCAACUGCAGGUACACCCAGCCAAGCUUCUUCGCCAACCUCGGCAUGGCCGACCACGGCUACUCCGUGACGCGCUACCUCUACGCGACCUCCAACAUCGAGCUCCCCAAUUUCUUCCGCUCCUCGAAGCUCCACCAAAGGACCUGGAGCCAGAAGGCCAACUGGAUCGGCUACAUCGCGGUGUCCGGCGACGAGGCCACGGCAUGGCUCGACCGACGCGACAUCAUCAUGGUGUGGCGGGGAACGGUGACGGUGUUUGAGUGGAUCGAGGACCUGAAGACCUCCCAACAGCCGGUGAAGGCGAGAGGGAUCCCCUGUCCGGACGAGUCCGUCAAGGUGGAGUCAGGCUUCGCCGAUCUGUACGUGAACAAGGACACGACGUGCCGGUUCUGCAAGUACUCGGCCCAGGAGCAGGUGCUGUCGGAGGUGCGAAAACUGGUUGAACUUUACGCCGGCGAGAAAGGCGAAGAGGUGAGCGUGUCGGUGAUGGGUCACAGCUUGGGGAGCGCGCUGGCGGUCCUGAACGCGUACGACAUCGCGGAGAUGGGGUUAACGAAGGUGGGGGAGAAGGCGGUGGUCCCGCUGACGGUCUUCUCAUUCGCCGGGCCGAGGGUGGGAAACGCUCGGUUCAAGGAGCGGUUCGACAAGGAGCUGGGGAUCAAGGCGAUCCGGGUGGUCAACGUGCACGACUUGGUGCCCAAGGUGACGGGGCUAGUGUUCAACGAGCAGGUGUCGGCGCUCUUGUGGCGGAUUCUGGAGAAGAUGCCGUGAAGCUACAGCCACGUGGGGGUGGAACUGGAACUCGACCACAAACUCUCGCCCUUCCUCAAGAACACCAGCGACAUCU